AUGGAAGAGCUCAUCUCCCCAAUGGAAUACCUCCUCCCCCCCUCCUCAUCCUGCUCCCCUCCACACCCCCCGCCUCCACCCCCCUUCUUCUCCAUUCACCCCAUUACCCCCAUUACCGUCCAGUUAUCCGAACCUCCGCCGCCGCCGCCGCAGCCCGCCCUUCAAUACCUUCUUCACUCCCUACCCCAAUGGUGGACCUACGCCAUAUUCUGGCGCGCCUCCCCUGAUCGCACUCUCCUCUGCUUCGGCGACGGCCAUUUUCGCGGCACCCGCGACGACGACCGGAAGCACUCAGCCGACGCGGCCUCUGUAACUGCCGCCGGUGAUCUCGCUAACGACAGUGACGACGCUGAGUGGUUCUACGUGGUUUCCUUAACUCGCUCUUUCUCAGUAGACUCCGCGACGGCACCCGCUCGCGCUUACACAUCCCUGGCUCCUGUCUGGUUAGCCGGCGCUCACGCUCUGCAAACCUGCGGCUGCGAUCGUUCCAGUGAAGCGCAGCUGCACGGCAUUGAGACUCUCGUCUUCAUCCCCUCCGCUGGCGGCGUUCUGGAGCUCGGCUCCGGUGAUGUCGUCGGUGAGAGCUGGGCACUCGUCGAGCAAGCUUCCCUUUUGUUCGCCACCGAAGACGUUGAUCCCGUUCUCUCUGCCGUAAACAAGGCUCAAGUCGGGAACUUGGCCGGUCUAUCGUCGUCCUUGGACUCCGAGCAUUCCGAUUCGGAGGAUCCUGGGCGGACGGCGGAGCGUCGGCGGACAAAGAAAAGGGGGAGAAAGCCUGGGAGCGUGCGGGAGAAUCCGGUGAAUCACGUGGAGGCGGAGAGGCAGCGGAGGGAGAAGCUUAAUCAUCGUUUCUACUCUCUGAGAUCAGUCGUCCCCAAUGUGUCGAGGAUGGACAAGGCCUCUCUUCUUGCAGAUGCAGUUUCGUACAUCAAGGAUUUGCGGGCGAAGGUGGAGGAGCUGGAAGCAGAAGCUAAGCGAGCGAGGAAAGAGGUAGUGGUGGAAAAAGGUGGAUCUCCGAGGAGCAUCAUAAGCGGCGGGCCGGCGACCAUUGAAGUUGAGGUGAAGCUUCUCUGCUCCGACGCCAUAAUCAGGGUUCAAUCUGAGAACUUAAGCCAUCCUCCGGCGAGGCUAAUGGCGGCUCUGCGUGAUCUCGACCUCUUGGUUCAUCACGCCACGGUUUCUGGAGUGAAGGAUAUGGUGAUACAGGAUGUGGUUGUUCACGUUCCCGAUGCCCAACAGGGAGAAGAGAGUCUCCGGUGUGCUCUGCUUGCGCGACUUGAGAAGAACUGAUUAAUUUACUUUGGGAUUCCGCUCGCCAUUCCGGCGAGCUAUGAUGAUUGAACAUAGGAGAAUAAAGAAGAAGAUGUGGGGAAAAAAAGGAAUUAUGUCCCAAGAUUGUUCCUUUUUGAAUCUCUUGUAGGGUUGGAGCUCGAUUUGAGGUUUGAUGAGUGUUUUAAGGCAGGGUUUAUAAAUUAAAUCUUUUUUCUUAUUUUUUUUGGCAAAAAAUACAGAGCAAGGAAUUGCAAAAGCAUCAUCUGAUAAUUGAGAGAUUUACUCAUGAUACCAAAAAAAGAUUUGCUCGAUAAUCCAAAAAAAAAAAUGCAAAAUGAUAAUUCUGGUCUUCCUGAUUCUAUGGAGCCGAGGGUGGGAAUAAUUAUAAGAAAAUGG
This is a messenger RNA of Phalaenopsis equestris, 1668 nucleotides long. RefSeq names its product transcription factor MYC4-like. The record is from RefSeq and is a predicted model, not a curated record. The transcript has a single exon. Bases 1 to 1290 code for a protein of 429 amino acids. Gene Ontology annotation, cellular component: nucleus. Gene Ontology annotation, molecular function: protein dimerization activity; DNA-binding transcription factor activity; transcription cis-regulatory region binding. Lineage: Eukaryota; Viridiplantae; Streptophyta; Magnoliopsida; Asparagales; Orchidaceae. Gene Ontology annotation, biological process: regulation of DNA-templated transcription.